AUGAGCAGGGACAGAAUCCGUGUCAGAGCUUCUGGACGGAAGGCCUGGGUCGGCUAUGAUAGGGGUUGGAGCAUCAGCCAGCUCAGACUGGCCAUCGCGGAGCAAAUGGGCGCAAGGGCAGACUGCGAAUUGCAACUACAAGGCUUUGCAUUGCUCGAUCGAUCGACUUGCGACAUCAUUGAUAGCUCGAGAGAUGUACUGGAUCUGAAGACAGCUCAGGCUUCAACGGCCCCGUCAACGAGCAGAAAGAGGCUGCGACUUGUGGUGCAAGACGCAGCGACAGAUCAGCAUGGCCAGUCACCAGCCAAGCCGUUGACAGGCCCGGCGAGAGCGCUCAACGGCAGCAGCAGCAGCAGCAGCAGCAGCAGCAGCAGCGCGAGCUCAACCAGUAGCGCCUCCAGCUCUGACUCGAGCGAAACGCCAAGCUCAUCCGACUCCGGCGGCUCUUCUUCCGAUGUCGAUGUCACGAUAGCGAGGAGUGAAUCAUUGCAAUCGAGUAGCCCUUCCGACUCGUCGGAUUCCUCGCCUUCUCGCGCCAGUGAUGCUCUCGCAAGAGCCAAGCGUACCGCCAUCGCCAGCCUAGCCAGCCUAGACGCAUCCGCACGAGAUUCCGGACCGGCGGAGGGUCCGAAAAUCCCUCGGGAGAAUGGGCAGGUGCCACCAGGACAGGGCAAAGCAAAGACGCGAGCCCGCAAUGCGCGCAAGAAGAAGAAGCUACAACACGAUCGCCUGAUCACGGGCUCCCUGCAGGUCCACUCUGGAUCACCGCUGCCUAUGACCGCUCCUACAACAUGCGCGGCGAUCGGCAAGACACUGCCUGUCCUCUUUCAUGCCCAUCCAUGGCUGCCGCCCUCAUUGCGAGACGAUCUGCCGCCACACAUCUCAGUCGUCUCCCUCGACGUCGAAGCCAGAGAUUUUGUGCCUGGGCAGCUACAGCCCGACUUUGUUCCUCAGCUGGCUCCCACUAAGCACAAGCGCGAGAGCGUAGCCAGCAACGGGCACACAGAGGCGCCCCUGGCAGAGAUCGAGCAACUUUAUGCGCAGAUGAUGCCAAUUGAGCCUCACCUCCUCGAGCAGGGUAUGCGCAUUGCGGUCAAAAAUGUCGAGCUCGAUGCGGAAAGCUGCAUGCCCAUCGAUAUACUUUACGCGGGCACGGUGGCCUGGGUCGAGCGAAAGGUCGCUGCCCGGCAGGACUUGAUACCCACCAGCGCAGGGCAGGCGACGGCAUACGCAACGGAGACGAAGUUUGGCCUCAGACUGGGCGACGCAACUCUGAGUCGCCUUGCAGCCUCGUUCGGAGUCGAGAGCGCCGAGCAGAUCGACGAAGAGGGCGAGCUAUCCGGCAAGGUCCGCUUCGGUCAAGACGCACUCGCGAGCCGCGCGACACAGAGCAUACGCGAGCUACUCGACAUUGAUGAAGCCGAUGUCAAGACGUUCGAUUGCGAUCUCAUUCUCUCUGGAAGGCUGCUGCCCUAG
Messenger RNA from Mixia osmundae IAM 14324, 1476 nucleotides. RefSeq lists its product as uncharacterized. The transcript is spliced from 4 exons. NCBI's taxonomy places the organism in Eukaryota, Fungi, Basidiomycota, Mixiomycetes, Mixiales, Mixiaceae. The record is from RefSeq and is a predicted model, not a curated record. The coding region runs from base 1 to 1476 and encodes 491 amino acids.